Messenger RNA from Dendronephthya gigantea, 6028 nucleotides. Its product is annotated as ankyrin repeat domain-containing protein 17-like. The transcript is spliced from 29 exons. Gene Ontology annotation, molecular function: protein binding; RNA binding. The record is from RefSeq and is a predicted model, not a curated record. The coding region runs from base 435 to 5660 and encodes 1741 amino acids. Lineage: Eukaryota; Metazoa; Cnidaria; Anthozoa; Malacalcyonacea; Nephtheidae.
ACCAAAACUAGGCUAACUAGCAUGUGCCCUCAUUUCAACGCACUCAAAUUUAACAACAAUCGCUCGGUGAUCGACGGUUUUUAGGGAAAAUAUAAAGAUUUGCGAAAGCAAUCGACGAUCGUACCGUUGGAAUAUUAUCUUUAGAUAUAGAUCUCGCCAUUACUGGGUCUUACGAAGUUCCAUCAAACGAAUUUGUUCGCAAAUCAUCUAACAAAAUUUCAUCUGUUGAGUUUUCUCAUUUCUUCACUAAACCUCGAGGGAAAACGCUCGAGUUUCACUCUGAUUUGUGAUAAGGUGUAAUAUGGCACACAACCUUCAAGCAAGCAUGUCGUAAAUAAUAAUGUAGUCACUUUGAAAAGUAGCAAUGCUCAAAUCAUAAAUGAAUUUGAGCAAGGAAGUCUCUACAUUGUGUUUUUACGUAAGAAAUUUAAGCCAUGAUGCCUAGAACCCUGUUGGAUAAGAGGAAAAGUGCUGCUUUGAAUGGGGACAGUGACCUGAAUACUGAAAUGGAGAACAUUGCCAGGGAGACUGAUGUCAGUUUGGAUGAAAUGAUGAGCCUUGCCUGCCGGCAAGGGAAACUUGACAUUGUGGAGUUACUUCUUGAGAGUGGGGCUCAUGUAGAUUAUCGUAAUAAAGCAGGGAACACACCUUUACUUGAGGCAUGCAGUCAAGGACAUAAGGAUGUUGCCCACUACCUUUUAGACCAUGAUGCAAAUAUUGAUGCCGCAACUGACACCACCUCAGACAGUGCCCUAACCUGGGCCUGCACAUUGGGUAAUGAAUCAAUUGUAGAACUGCUGUUAUCAAAGAAAAGUGAUGUUGAGCAUCGUACAAAAGAUGGAUGUACUGCCCUGAUGUUCGCUGCCUUGGCUGGUCAUGUUAAGGUGGCCACAAUGCUCCUUGAUUGCAAAGCUAACAUUAAUGUUGAGUCUGACAGUAACAAAGAUAGCCCAUUGACUUUUGCAUGCUGGAAAGGACAUGUCAAUGUUGUUAAAUUGUUGCUGGAGCGGAACGCAAAUAUCGAGCAUCGUACUAAGGAAGGUUUCACACCACUGAUGUUUUCUGCUUUGGGUGGUCAUACAGAUGUAGCAAAGGAGCUAUUGAAACGUAAAGCCAAGGUCAAUGAACCUAGCGGCAGUAAUAAUGAUAUCCCAUUGACUAGUGCAUGCUGGAAAGGACAUCAUAAAGUUGUGAAAUUGCUUUUGGAAUACAAAUCAAACAUUGAGCAUCGUACCAAGGAUGGAUGUACACCACUUAUGCUUGCCGCUCGUGAGGGCCAUUUGAUUGUGGCCCAAUUAAUCCUUGAUGCUGGAGCCUUAGUAAAUGUUCCAUCAGGAAGUGAAAAUAAUAUCCCUCUAACUUUGGCAUGUUGGAAAGGUCAUACAGAUGUUGUGGAGUUACUUCUCAAUCAUAAUUCUGACAAAGAACAUAGGAAUAAAGCUGGUUGUACUCCUUUAAUGCUAGCUGCUAGAGAGGGGCAUUUAGCAACCACGAAAUUGUUGCUUGGUCUUGGUGCUGAAGUGAACACUCCGUCUGGUAGUAAUGAUGAUACACCAUUAACAUUAGCUUGUUGGAAAGGUCAUGACGAUGUUGUCGAACUACUUCUUGAUCACGAUUCACACGUGGAUCACCAAACCAAAACCGGAUGUACACCUUUAAUGGAAGCUACCAGAGAGGGGCACGAAAAAGUUGUGUCACUACUGUUGGAAAAUGGUGCUGAUGUUGAGUUACCGGAUAAUUAUGGUCAAAGUCCUCUGUUUAUGGCUUGUUGGAAAGGUCACCGUGACGUUGCAGAAUUAUUGUUACGAUAUAAUGCAAACCGAGAGUGCCGAACUAAGACUGGUAUCACACCAUUAUUCCAGGCUUGCCGAGAGAAUCAUGUAUCCGUUGUUGAACUACUUCUUGAUCAAGGAGCCAGUGUCACUGCAUCAUUUCCAAACAGCAGGGAAAACCCAAUGACCUUGGCGGCUGAGAAAGGGUACAUUGAGCUGAUGGAUAUCUUACUAAGCAGGGGUGGAAAUGUCGAUUGUCGAACAAAGAAAGGUUGUUCUCCGUUUUUUCUGGCCUGUAAAGAAGGACAUUUGGAAAUAGCAAGAUCCUUGUAUGAAAAUAGUGCUGAUGUUGAGGUUUGUGAUCAGAGGAACAUUUCCCCCUUGGUUGCUGCUUUCAAGAAUGGCCAUCAAAAGGUUGUCGAAUGGAUUUUAUCAAUCGCGAAGCAUGUUCCAUCAGAUGAACAGUGUCAGAAGUGUAUUACUGCCCCUUGGGAAGAGAAAGACAACGAGAGAGACUUACUUUACCUACGCACAAUGUGUUAUGAAAUGAUCAAAAAGGCAAAGAAAGUCAAGGAACAAGCUGCUUUGGAAAACGCCCAGAGUUUUCUUCAGGAACUAGAGGAAGACAAGGUUCGAGAAGAGAAUAAGAAGAAAAAGCAAGCUGCGAAAAGGAGGGAUAAGAGAAAAAAGAAGAAGAAACAAAAAGAAAAUGAACAGCAGAACAACACUACGAACAGCGAGGAGCCACAGCCGUCCGAGAACAGAACGACCACAACAAACAUGGAGGACGACACAACGUGCAGCGAGGAAGAAACAUCGCGACCUUCCGACACUGGUCGCGUUCAGCCAAGCUCUAAACGUAGAUAUUGGAAUUACGAGACCGAGAUUAAGAAUCGUAAGAAUGUCAGCACGUGUCGAGCGAUGACCGUGGGACAGGCACAAGACGAAAAGGUAAACACGAACAGCACAGAGGAACGUCGUGAUGAUCAACCCCAGGCCGUCUUUGAUGGGAACGAGCAGCAAGUCACGCCCAAGAAAGCUGAACGUCGUGAGAAAACCGCGCAGGAAGUCGAAAACAAUAAGAAAAACAAAGCUCAGGGAAAACGGAUCACGGCGUGUCGAUCCCAGGAUCAUAACCCGGAGCCUCAGGACAAUGUUCUGGUCGCUGAAGUGAUAAAUUACGAACGCUGCGUUGUGGAAAGUGAAGAUGCUGACGGGCGAUUCGAGUCGUGUGCGAAUGAAAAUGGGAAGCCGCGAAAUGAAAUGAUUGUUUCAGGUCAAGACCUCCCAGCAAGGGGAAAUGUCGUCAAGAGCUCUGGCCACAAUGACGUCAUCGUGAAAGAUGGUUGGAAACCUACAGCUCAACGUGCGAAACAAGUGUCCUCUGAUUAUCUUAAUUCGUGGAAGGAGGUGACCAGAAACAGUAGUUCAAUAAAGGUGAUGGUCAUUCAGCUUACAGCCCCGAAUGCAUUAUGUGGUAGAGUUAUAGGACGAGGUGGAACUAAAAUCAACGGAAUUACGGAGGAGUCAGGGGCACAAAUUACGAUAGGAAAACCAGAUCCAAAGAAUCCAAAUGACCGCGUUAUAACGAUCAAGGGGCCAGUGAAAUGCGUCCAGAAAGCCAAGCAACUGGUAUCAAACGCUCUCAACAGUCCAAGCAGUUUGACCGCAACACAGACACCAAACUUAUCAUCGUUUCCGUCGUCUUCAUAUGCCCAGCCACAGUCCAUUUCAUCAGUGGCUCCUAUACGGGGUAAUUUCGUCGCCAUCCCUAAAUCGUCAUCAGAAUGGCCUACGGUAAUGCAAGCCCACAGUGGUCCAGAAAAGCCACUGAGCAACCCGUCGGUCGGAAAGUCUGUCUCUGUCACCGACCAAAACAGCGGGAACAUCUCGCGUGAAACACGCGAGACACGCGCGCACUCAGCGCCUGAUUUGCAAUGCCCAACAGAGACGACAAGUGACCAGGUUAUACCUGGAGUAUGGUCGGUUGAAACAAAGACCAACAGUCCUCCAGUGUCUACCAUCGCCAAUACCAACGAAUCCCCUGUAUCUUCAGUGUCUUCUCAUAAUCCAACGACCGUGUCUUCUGCCACGAAGGCAAGGACGAAAAGUUAUGCUACCACUCAAGAUGGUUCGCGGCUCAGUUAUUGCGAAGUAGCCACAGGAAUUGAGAGUGUUUCUUCUAAGAACGAAGAUGAUAUCCAGAUGUCAACAGCGGUAUCCUACUCAUCUCCCGCCAACAAUUCGAGCCAGGUCUCUGGAAGUGGCGGCACUGACGAGGUCGAUAAUGUUUUUGCUGAUGAUGGCAAUAUUGAGGCUCAGAGCGGCAGCAUUAUAGAACGAGCAGACGUCAGUGAGAGUGUCGUUGCUAAAGAAGAUCAAACUGUGGAUUCGAAUCCGUGGAAGGAGGAUGUCAAAGAAAUUACCGAUGUGCAAGCCUUGCCUCCUAUGAAUUCCAAUCACUCACAGGAAACUUGUCGUUCUAUGAACAUGUUACCUCAGUCAUCAAGCCUGUUCAGCGGUUCCUCGUGGUCUACUCAUGAAAACAAGGAAUAUGACAAGGCACGGAGCAUCAGCUGGUCUGGGCAGGAUUGCGGUGAAGCGGAAGAUCAUUGUACUACACGGAACGAUUUUCAAUCAUCUCAACCAGAUAUCAACUCUCUGCCGUCUCAUUCAAUAUGGAGUCCAGUUCAACCAGGAGGAAUGACAGUUGAUACCGAUGUGGUCGAGUCGACGGCCUGGGACAAUUCAAAUAGCGCCAGUAGCAGCAGAAGCAGUAGUCGCCUCGAACUGUCGAGCAUCAUGGAAAAUGAAAAGAACGUGUCGACAUCGUCAUUUCAACGUACGACCGACGAAGAGAACACGUGUGACGUCAAGGAAUUGUGCGACGAAUAUACAGGAUCCUGGAUUUCCACUCGCGGUGCACACAGCGCUCCGUCUUCGCCGUCGCUCGUGAGAUCACGUGACCAGCACACGAAGCUUUCCCGACCAGUGACCGCUCAGUCAAGCUCGUACGACGACAUGAGCGACCGCUUGUGGUCAAGCCGAACGAAUGACGGGCCGUCUGAUUUCGACUCAGCGUGGAAUGCGAAUAUCACGCAGGCGCAGUCCAGUUCGAGUAUUUACAGCGAGCACGUGAACAACCGUAAUGCCAUGUCGCCCAAGUUAGGCUCAUUCAAACAGUAUCGUGAAACAUCUGGUGCGAAUAAGUGGAGCGAUCCUAUGCGAGACACCUCGCAUCAUGAUGUAGUCAGGCUGUUAGAGAGACUAUCUUUGACAAAGUAUAGACAGACAUUUGAGGAAAAUUACGUAACAAUGGACAAGCUAGCGAACAUGACAGACACUGAUCUACAAAAAAUCGGCGUUCCAAAGGGUCCUCGGUUAAAGAUCAUGCAUGCUGUUCAGAGAAGUAACGGUCUAACCAACGGUCCGGUGUCGCACAAACCGAUGAACGAAAGAGCAUCCAGCGGUGUACCGCCAUCUGACAUGCUUGGCCAUGCGCAAGCCUCUGGAACUUUGCUAAAUCACAUGCAAAUGGACCAGAAUGUUCGCGUGCCGACGCAGUCACCGUUCACUCAAGUUCUAGCCCCCCAGGUGUUGCAGAAGCAGCAUUCCGAAGGAAGUUUAAACCCAGUUUUAUUACCGUACCUAAACAACACCUCUGUUCCACAUCAUUCCCUACUGUCCCUCGACCCAAGUUUGGCCAGCCCCUCGCCCCAUUCUCACCUGGAGCAACAUAUGAACGGAUUACCUCCACAACAACAGUUCAUUAUGCCCCGUGUUACCGGUGAUCAGUACGAUCCACAGAGUUCGUAUAUGCCCAGCGGUGUACCCUAUCAACAACAGAUGUACUAUCCGCGGCCAGGGGCGUAUUAUUAUUACCCAUAGCUGGACUGUGUGUGAAAAGACUGUAAAAAUACUCGUGAUGAACACUUGUUGUGCUGUAAUAUUUCAAAUUGUAGACUGCCAUUGCAAUAAAAUUGCGAUUAAAGUGUGGUUUGGUGAUAUGUGAAUGAACUUUUUGUGGUGUACGUGUGGAACAUAAAAACCUUGGAUCCUUGAGCCCUGAUUCGCCUUACCCUCGAACUAUUGGAAAUAUAACUGGACAGCACCAACACAGCUGGUGCCGAAAAUAAAUCCAGUUUGCAAAGCAAUAAAAAUUCACCAUCUUGAAGGGGCGAAUUUUUCACCAAUAUUAAACAUCUAUAUUUCUGUUCAUGCAUCAACAACGUGCGCUCAAGCACAACACAGGGUUG